Molecule: messenger RNA, 1450 nt
Organism: Papilio machaon (common yellow swallowtail)
Lineage: Eukaryota; Metazoa; Arthropoda; Insecta; Lepidoptera; Papilionidae
Gene: Dopr1
Product: dopamine receptor 1
Exons: 7
Coding region: 116-1345 (409 amino acids)
Biological process (GO): adenylate cyclase-activating adrenergic receptor signaling pathway
Cellular component (GO): membrane
Molecular function (GO): G protein-coupled receptor activity
Source: RefSeq, a predicted model, not a curated record
AAUGUGAAGCAUGGCGUCGGCACAGAUCGUACGGCAAGGGCGCCACCGCGCAACACGUUUCCUACUGAAAGCUGAUACUAAGACUUGAAGUUAAUAAUGCCAACAACUCACUAACAUGGAGUCCACCUUUAUUAUACCAACUUAUGUGGCAGCCGAGCCGAACGAUACGGAGGUCGAAUACGAUAAUGCCGAGGAUCCCGACGCAGUCACGCUGUUAUCUAUACUCCUUGUCGGUAUAUUCCUAUCCUUGUUGAUAUUCGUAAGCGCAGCCGGCAAUAUCUUAGUUUGUAUAGCGAUUUAUACCGACAGAGGGCUCCGACGUAUAGGGAACUUAUUUCUAGCAUCAUUAGCCAUCGCUGACAUGCUAGUUGCUGCAGCCGUGAUGACGUUUGCUGGAGUUAACGAUUUAUUAGGGUACUGGGUUUUCGGCGAACAAUUUUGCGACACUUGGGUAGCAUGUGACGUCAUGUGCUCCACGGCGUCCAUCUUGAAUUUAUGUGCCAUAUCAUUAGAUAGGUACAUACACAUCAAAGAUCCUCUCAGAUAUGGUCGAUGGGUUACAAGAAAAGUUGCUAUUGUAACGAUAGCAUUAAUUUGGCUAUUGGCGGUACUUGUAAGUUUCUUACCUAUAUCGCUGGGAUUACAUCGACCGCCUGAAGAGUCGGUUGCAACGGAGAAACCGCCUCGGUAUCCAACAUGUGCGCUGGUGUUAACACCAACGUACGCUAUCGUAUCCAGCUGUAUAUCUUUCAUUCUACCCUGCAUUGUCAUGAUCAGUAUAUAUUGCAGGCUUUACUGCUACGCCCAGAAACACGUAAAGUCAAUUAAGGCUGUCACCCGCACCGUACAAUUGCCAGACAAUCGUACAAAAUCGGUACGGACGAGGGUGCAUACCCAUGUCCAUUCGUCCCCCUACCACGUGUCCGACCAUAAAGCGGCCAUCACCGUCGGAAUCAUUAUGGGAGUUUUCUUAUUGUGCUGGGUGCCAUUCUUCUGCGUUAACAUUGUGGCGGCUUUUUGUAAAACUUGUAUACCAGAUCUAGCAUUCAAGAUCCUAACGUGGCUCGGUUAUUCGAAUUCCGCUUUCAAUCCGAUCAUCUAUUCGAUCUUCAACACCGAAUUCCGUGAAGCUUUUAAGAAGAUACUAACAUCUAGGUACCCCCCAUGCUGUGGCUACCAAACUGUAAGAGCCAACACUCCAACACGUAACGAUAAUUUUGUUACUGAUUACGGAACAAAAACUUUAGUGGUGAGACGAAGUGGAUCUUUAGGUUUGUCGGGCGUUGACCCCACUCCGAGAUCGUCCGCGGAAUCUGUAAGACCUUUAAAAGACUAUCAUAUCUGACAGGAAGACGGGAGUAGCAAUAACGGGCUACUCGAUAAAAGUGAUGUGGUAUAAUAUAAAGUUUCUUUAAUCAAGAUAUAGUUAUAUAUAGUUUUAGAGCAUUCA